AUGUUCAUUGCCUCACUUGCAAGUCUCCUGAUAAUGCAUCAAAUGAUUACCGUAGAGUCAUAUUAUGGAUAUCCACCUCCACUUCCACCUCCAUGGUGGCACCAUCCACCUCCACCAUGGCGUUGGUACCACCCUCCACCAUGGAUGAUGUUGAUAGUCGCAUUUAUCCUUCUAGCCGUGCUUCUACCAACAUCUCUUGUGGAGGCACGACCUCAAUUUGGAAUGGGAUUUGGAGGACCUAUGGGAUUUGGCGGGCCUGGAUUUGGGAUGCCUCCACCUCCUCCUCCCCCACCUCCUCCACCACCUCCUAUGUUUGGCUAG
Messenger RNA from Strongylus vulgaris, 321 nucleotides. Lineage: Eukaryota; Metazoa; Nematoda; Chromadorea; Rhabditida; Strongylidae. The record is from the annotation of a GenBank genome assembly.